CAUAGAUCGAUCGAGUAUAAGCAAAUACAAGAGGAGGAAAGGCAUAUAAUAAUAUCUCUAACUAAUAAUGGGCGUUCGAGAUUACGAACCUAAUCGUCACACGGCGAAGGGCCCCACCAAACCGGGAAACCGCGGCGGCCACCGACGACCUGCCGCCACGAGAAAGGUUUGGCGGCCGGCGGUUCCGUCGUGGGAGAGGGAGUUCUGCUUGAAGGCGUCCGCGGGGAUAUACCCCUCGUGGGACAAAUUCGUGGAGGCCAAAAAGUACGUCCACCUCUGCGGCGGCGACGGCGUCAUGCGGUGGGACGACUCGGCGGCCCGAGACUCCUUCCUCCGUUCCAAGACGUUAUUUUACGCGGCCAAGUUCAACGUCCGCUCCGUCCUCGAAACCCCGUCCCCCGUCAGCAGUGACAAUAUUCUAUACGCGGAGGAAGUGGGUGGCGACGGGGGCAAUGAUUCCGAAGUAACCGACGAUCCCGAGCUCUGGGAAGGGUUGGACUCCGUCACGGACGACGGCGGCGGAGAAGAAGAAGAGGUGGCGGCGAAAGAAAAUACUACUGCUCCUGCGGCGGGUGGAGCUGACGGUGGGGGUGCGGCAAGUGGAGCUGACAGUGGGGGUGCGGCGGGUGGAGCUGACGGCGGGGUGCGGCGGUGGAGCUGACGGUGGGGGCGUGGGUAGGGUCAAUGGGGCGUUUGGGAGGUGGCGGUGGAGGUGUGGGCAGGGAAGAGCACUGUUGAGAUAAUAGGGAAGGAUGAGGGAAGGGAAUAAGGGUAUUGUGGACAUUUCCUUCCCAAAGUCAAUACCCAAUAAAAAUGACAAAAAGUCAAAAUGGGUACUUAAAAUCCGGACGGAGGGAGUAUAUCAAAAGAUCUACAAAACUAGACGUUAUAUUAAAAUAUUACUUCCUCC
Molecule: messenger RNA, 910 nt
Organism: Cuscuta campestris
Lineage: Eukaryota; Viridiplantae; Streptophyta; Magnoliopsida; Solanales; Convolvulaceae
Source: the annotation of a GenBank genome assembly